Molecule: messenger RNA, 3430 nt
Organism: Mustela erminea (ermine)
Lineage: Eukaryota; Metazoa; Chordata; Mammalia; Carnivora; Mustelidae
Gene: TBPL1
Product: TATA-box binding protein like 1
Exons: 8
Coding region: 1060-1620 (186 amino acids)
Biological process (GO): DNA-templated transcription initiation
Molecular function (GO): DNA binding; general transcription initiation factor activity
Source: RefSeq, a predicted model, not a curated record
GAAGGGAGAGGCGACGGAAGUGUGACCUAAACUCCCUGCCCUAUCUUUCUGUCUGUCCAUCUAUCCAUCCAUCCACCUCUCCACCCCUCCGUCCGCCAUCACCGCCUAUCGCUGUAUUUGGGGACCACAAUUAGAAGUCCUUAAUGAAACCUUUAUCGGAACGCGUCUAACGGAAAAAGCGCAAUAGGACUUUUUCAGACAGAAAAUAUCUUAGAAAAUAAAUUCGGUUGUUGAGAACUAGUUUUGCUAACUAUGUUAAAUAGUGGACCUUUAAGUUGAAUGAGCUAACGAGAAAGUUCCGUGGUUUUGACAAAAAAAAAAAACUAAAGUCCUUUUAUAUUACACUGUAUGUCAGGUAUUACGUACUCAUGUUUAAAUAUCAGCUAAAAAGGUACAACGGUCACGCAGUUUUGUUUUGUUUUCCAAAAUCUUUUUAGGUGGUCCUCAAGAAAAAAAAAAAAAGUCUAGCCCAAGAGCAGUCCCGGUCCCCAACACCCGGACGUCGCCAAGCCCAGGAGCGGGAGGGGCCUGCUUUGAGGAGACCAGGAAGGAGGAAGGGAAAGUAGGGAAAGGGGCGGGGGGGAAAGUGACGGGAGCAGUGAGAGCCGGAAAUGACUGGCUAGCGAGGAACCCAGGGGCACCCUGUCCGGCGGCGCUCUAGCCCCCGCGCCCUGUCUCUAUGCUCCCCCUGCGUCUGGUCUAUUUAUUGUCGCGGGGAAGAAGCGGCCGCCCAGUACCCGGAACAACAAAGCGAGAAAGACGGAGCCCGAGCCUCGGGGGCUCCUAGCAACGGGCCGGGGCGGGAGUUCCAUGGAGACUGGGGAGCGCGCCCGCCUCAUCAUCAUCCUUGUCCUCCAGCUUAUCCUUCGCGUCCGACGUAACCGGCAGCAGCGCUGCCGCCGCGUUCUCUGCCGCCGCCCCCUCUUCCCACGAAGUAGCUGAAACUGCUGCUCUGCUCCAGUGAUUCAGGUGGCUCAAGAGUGACUGCAUACGAUUGGAGCAGUAUUUGUUUAUGGAUGUGAUCUUCGUGGUGGGAAGCUAAGUUUUUAAACUACCCCAAUGGAUGCAGACAGUGAUGUUGCAUUGGACAUUCUAAUUACAAAUGUAGUCUGUGUUUUUAGAACAAGAUGUCAUUUGAACUUAAGGAAGAUUGCUUUGGAGGGAGCAAAUGUAAUUUAUAAGCGUGAUGUUGGAAAAGUAUUAAUGAAGCUGAGAAAACCUAGAAUUACAGCUACAAUUUGGUCCUCAGGAAAAAUUAUUUGCACUGGAGCAACAAGUGAAGAAGAAGCUAAAUUUGGUGCCAGACGUUUAGCCCGCAGUCUUCAGAAACUAGGUUUUCAGGUAAUAUUUACAGAUUUUAAGGUUGUGAACGUUUUGGCGGUGUGUAACAUGCCAUUUGAAAUCCGUUUGCCGGAAUUCACGAAGAACAACAGACCUCAUGCCAGUUAUGAACCUGAACUUCAUCCUGCUGUGUGCUAUCGGAUAAAAUCUCUAAGAGCUACAUUACAGAUUUUUUCAACAGGAAGUAUCACAGUAACAGGGCCCAACGUAAAGGCUGUUGCAACUGCUGUGGAACAGAUUUACCCAUUUGUGUUUGAAAGCAGGAAAGAAAUUUUAUAAUUCAUCAUGUAAUUGGUUAGAAUUCCUAACUGAGCACCUUUUAAAACCUGCUGCACAUUGGACUCAAAACAAAAGGAAAACUGGACCAACAGUAAUUGAGGAAAUAGACUCUUUUAUUCAUUCACGGCUACAGUGUAAGCUCCAAGCCCUUUGGAUUUUAUUUCAAACCUUGCUGUAAUAUAAAAAGGAAGUUUACAAGACAUGACAUUGCUGCUUUUACAAAAGGACAUUCUAUUUAUUUUCGCAGUAAUUCUCAUGUCCCCGUAAGCAGAGCUGUCACAGUGUGCACUACCUUAAAUUGUUUCGUUAUUGUCAUUAUUUCUUCCCAGUUUGAGCUAAUGUGUUUUAUUUGUGAAUAGUCUUUUACAUUUUUGUAUGCUGAAUAUGGGCACCAAAGAACCUGUAAAAGUUAUCUUUUUCAAUUGAAUGUGCACAAAUAAAAGUUUGGAAAAGAUCUCUCUUCAUUCUGUAACUUUUACUCCCCAUUUUCUAUUUUAACAAAAAUUGUAUUCAUAAUUCUUUUUUCUUUUUAAUCUAUGCAAGCUUAGACUUUUGCUAAAGUGUGUUGGCUUCUUUUUGAAGUGUAUUUUGUAAAUAUAUAUAUGCCACAUGUGUAUAGUAUCUUUUACUGCUCUUGUUACCAAAUAUUAAAUAGGAAUUUUUUUUUCUUGCAGAUUAGAAAUAAAAAUAUGUAUAUAAACUCUAGGGAGCAAACCGGAGUAGAACUUUAUAGAUUAAGCAUAAUGUUUUAUGUUGCUAAUUUAAUAUGAUAGAAAAUGUUAAAUAUCUUUUAAAAGUUAUAAAGGUGUAGUUUUAAGAAGCAAAACCUCUUACCUACAAGAUGGAUAUGAGAAAGAAGCUGUGAUGGGUUGUACCUCAUAUAUACUUGUGUUAUUCUGGUUAAGACUCACCUCUAGUUGUAGGAAAGUAGUAAUCUUAGGUUGGUGCUGAAGGCUAUACUAAGAGUCUUGUCAGGAGUUGAUACAUUGUGCUGUUUUAACAAGAAGUGCCCACAAGCUGCCUCUGUGCCACAGUAUAAUUAUAAUACAGUUCAACUUGAACUUGAAAGCCAUUUAACAAGAUAGGUCUUUCCCCCUUGCUGUGUCUUAUUUAAUGGAGCUGAAGAGUGACUAUUCAGUAUUUGGGAUUGCGACUCUUAAAGUUAAAAUAAAUGUGCAUUUGUGAAACACUGGCCCUCUGGCUCACCCAGGAGCCUUGGGGUAGUACACGAUCAGGCUGCACCCGUGCCGUACCACUUGGGAUUAGGAGUUGAGUAGAACCAACAGUAAUUUCACUUAGAAAUAAAGCUGAGUGGAGAGUCUAAUUAACUUCCUAGUAGUAACUUAAUAGAGACAAUAUUCCAACACAAUCUUCCCACUAAAACCUGAGUUUUCAAAAUGUUUUGGAAGUUUCAUGAAAAAUCACAGCAUCUAAUCCUCCAUGUUCUAGUUCAUUUUCCUUACGAUAUUAUAAAGUCUUCCAAAUCUAGCUUACAUACUGCACUGAAAAACAUACCUUAUUUUUACAUUUAUUUUUUUAUCCCCUUUUCUCUCAAUGCCCUCCCCUGCGGUGCCUCUCACUCUUAAGUCAGGGGACAAAGGCUAGCUUUUAUAUUUUCUUUCUUGUGAAAAACUUAAUUGUGAUUUUCAAACUUCUCUUAUUCUCUCUCUCCUGGUUUUUUUUGUUUUGUUUUGUUUUGUUUUUUGUUUUUUGGGUUUGUUGUUUUUUUUUUUUACAUUGUGUUUUUUGCUUCAUUUUAAGAUCCAGUAGGAUAGGGUAAACCUCAUGAAAUAUAGAAGAUACAAUUCAG